AAAAGGUUUAAGUUAUCACAUCCGGGGUGAAAGUGGCAACGUGCCUUUCCGCACAUUUUGAUGGUUUAGUUAAUGUGAUAAUAAGCCUUAGUUAUGCCCCUCAUAGUGAUGUGUGGUUACCCCUGUAGUGGUAAAACACGAAGGGCAGAGGAGCUGAAGGUUCAUUUUGAGGAGACAACUGAGCGAAAGGUUCAUAUUGUUGGAGAAGAUGCCCUGGGCGUUGAGAGAAACACUGUUUACGCAGAUUCCCAAAAGGAAAAAAAUGUCAGAGCAUCUCUGAAAGCUGAAGUAGAGAGGAAAGUCAACAAGGAGGACAUAGUCAUUUUGGACUCAUUAAAUUACAUAAAAGGCUACCGCUAUGAACUCUUCUGUCUCAUCAAACACACACAGACACCACAUUGCCUGGUGUACUGUUUGACAUCAGAUGAACAGAGCUCACUGUGGAACUCCAGCAGAGAAGCUGCCGAUCAGUACAACCAGGACAUCUUUGAUGCAUUAGUUCAGAGAUUUGAGUCUCCUGACUCCAGAAACCGGUGGGACAGCCCGCUCUUCACUAUCCUGAAAGAUGACACGCUCCCUUUUGAAGCCAUUUCUGAUGCUCUUUUCAAAAGAAAAGCUCCUCCACCAAACCAGUCUACCCAGAGUCAACCGUUGUCAUCUACAAACUUCUUAUAUGAGUUGGACAAGAUCACGCAAGACGUUUUAAUGGCAAUUUUCAACGCUCAGAAGACAAGUGUGCCCGGAGAUCUCAUCUCAGUACCGGGAGCAACAGAAAAGAUCGAGCUCACCAGAAGCAUCAACAUGGCAGAGCUGAGGAAGCUACGGCGCCAGUUCAUCAGCUACACCAAGAUGCACCCGACUGAGAACACGGGACAAAUAGCCAACAUGUUUGUUCAGUAUUUAAAUAAGAGUUUUCACUGACAUUUUAUUGUAAUGUUCUUUUUAAAUUUUCCAUGUCAAAUAAAUGUAUUUAAAAGUG
Molecule: messenger RNA, 979 nt
Organism: Mugil cephalus (flathead mullet)
Lineage: Eukaryota; Metazoa; Chordata; Actinopteri; Mugiliformes; Mugilidae
Gene: kti12
Product: KTI12 chromatin associated homolog
Exons: 9
Coding region: 94-921 (275 amino acids)
Source: RefSeq, a predicted model, not a curated record